UCUGGUCUCUCUCCUUUUAUCCCUUCUGUUUUUCUUCACCAACAACUCAUUUUCAGCUUUCAUUUCAAACCCCCAUCGAUCCAUAUUUGAAUGCAUACAUGUGUGCUUAUGGGAUGUUGUUAUCUGCGGUGUUGAAAAAGUUUUGAAUUUUAGAAAUCUUGGAAACAGCUAUGGGAUGGUGUUAUCUGUGGUGUGCUUAUAUAUGUUGGGAGUCUCAAAGCUUCAAUCUUUGCGUGAAAUAGGAUUGCUGUCGGGCUAUUGCAUCAGUUAUUAUGAAGGAUAAUUGGUGGGAUUGGAGGGACGUUUGGUGGAUUCAAGAAAUGAAGAUAAGAAUUAGUGUUUCUUGAUUUUGUAACAAGGGGGAUUUAGUCACCGUUACGUUUCAGCUGUCUUUUUGUUUGCUAUGCACUAAGUUUCUUGAUCAGUUAGAUUUUACAUCUUUAGAAUUCUCCAUAGGCAGAAUCGGGUUUAGGAAUAUUCUCCACUUUUAAUUCUACUGUUUGGUGUAGGAUAGUUGUUUAUCAGCAAAGCAAGUUUUAGUAUCUUUUGACUCUGUUGGAGGAAAGGGCUCUUGCAGAGAGACUGGAGUAUUUAAGCUGUUUAAUUAGGGAUUGGGGGAAAAGGAUUGAUUCAUCAUUUGUAGUACUUGAGUUUGUAGUUGAAGAUGGCAAUGUCCUGCAAAGAGAGUGCAAAGGCAGCUGCGGCCGCGGCUGCAGCUGCAGCCAUGGAUAAUGGAAAGUAUGUGCGUUAUACGCCCGAGCAGGUUGAAGCCCUCGAGAGGCUAUACCAUGAUUGUCCAAAACCAAGCUCCAUUCGUCGCCAGCAGCUCAUUCGUGAGUGCCCCAUUUUAUCCCACAUUGAGCCUAAGCAGAUCAAAGUCUGGUUCCAGAACAGAAGAUGCAGAGAGAAGCAAAGAAAAGAAGCGUCAAGGCUUCAAGGUGUAAACAGAAAGCUGACUGCAAUGAACAAGCUGCUGAUGGAGGAGAAUGAUAGGUUGCAGAAACAAGUAUCACAUUUGGUGCAUGAGAACAGUUACUUUCGUCAGCAUACACCGAAUAAUCCACUUUCUACUAAAGACACGAGCUGUGAAUCAGUGGUGACGAGUGGUGGUCAAAAGCACCACUUGACGCCUCAGCAUCCGCCAAGGGAUGCAAGUCCUGCAGGACUUUUGUCCAUUGCAGAAGAAACUUUAGCAGAGUUUCUUUCAAAGGCUACUGGAACUGCUGUUGAGUGGGUCCAAAUGCCUGGAAUGAAGCCUGGUCCGGAUUCCAUUGGAAUCGUUGCUAUUUCUCAUGGUUGCCCUGGUGUGGCAGCACGAGCUUGCGGUCUGGUUGGUCUAGAACCCACCAGAGUCGCGGAGAUCCUGAAGGAUCGACCUUCCUGGUUCCGCGAUUGUCGAGCCGUGGAUGUGGUAAACGUGCUGCCUACUGCCAAUGGUGGAACCAUAGAACUUUUGUACAUGCAGAUAUAUGCGCCAACUACUCUGGCGCCUGGCCGUGACUUUUGGUUGCUGCGCUUUACCUCAGUCAUGGAUGAUGGCAGUUUGGUGGUCUGUGAGAGGUCACUCAGCAACACCCAAAAUGGUCCGAGCAUGCCCCCUGUUCAGAACUUUGUCAGAGCCGAGAUGUUGCCUAGUGGUUACCUAAUCAGACCUUGUGAAGGAGGAGGCUCGAUCAUCCACAUCGUAGAUCACAUGAAUUUGGAGGCAUUGAGUGUUCCCGAGGUGUUGCGCCCACUCUAUGAAUCGUCGACAGUGCUCGCUCAAAGGAUAACAACUGCUGCUGUGCGCCAUCUUAGGCAGAUAGCUCUCGACAUUUCACAGUCCAGUGUGAACAACUGGGGCAGAAGGCCAGCUGCUCUACGAGCGCUUAGCCACAGGCUGAGUAGGGGAUUCAACGAGGCUCUUAAUGGUUUUGGUGAUGAGGGGUGGUCGUUGAUAGGCAAUGAUGGCGUGGAUGAUAUCACCAUUCUUGUCAACUCGAAUCCAGAAAAAUUGAUGGGGUUGAAUAUCUCUCCCACAAGUGGAUAUAACUCCAUUUGCAGUUCGAUCUUGUGCGCCAAAGCCUCUAUGCUUUUACAGAAUGUGCCUCCUGCAAUACUGCUACGGUUUUUGCGAGAGCACAGAUCAGAAUGGGCGGACACCAACAUCGAUGCCUACUCAGCUGCUGCCGUUAAAAUUGGUCCUUGUACUUUCUUAGGUCCUCGAGUUGGUAAUUACGGGGGCCAAGUUAUGCUUCCUUUGGCUCAGACGAUUGAGCAUGAAGAGCUGCUGGAGGUGAUUAAACUCGAAGGUAUUUCCCAUACUGCUGAAGACGCGAUGAUGCCUAGGGAAGUAUUGCUCUUGCAGCUCUGUUGUGGAAUGGAUGAAAAUGCAGUGGGCACAUGUUCUGAACUCAUAUUUGCCCCUAUUGAUGCCUCUUUCGCUGAUGACGCUACACUGCUGCCGUCUGGUUUUCGCAUCAUUCCCCUUGAUUCGGGCAAGGAAGCUGGCAGUCCGAAUCGAACGCUGGACCUUGCUUCUGCUCUGGAAACUGGGGCAGCAGGGAACAAACCACCCAACGGCCUCUCUGGUAACAGUGGCGCUACAAGGUCCGUCAUGACAAUCGCCUUCCAAUUCGCGUUUGAAAGCCACAUGCAAGAUAACGUGGCGUGCAUGGCCCGGCAAUAUGUUCGCAGCAUUAUAUCAUCAGUUCAACGUGUCGCGUUAGCUCUGUCCCCCUCUGGUGUCGGUCCUCUUCGCUCACCACUUGGGACUCCCGAAGCACAUACCCUCGCUCGUUGGAUCUGCCAAAGCUAUAGGAGCUUUAUGGGUGUCGAGCUUCUCAAAUCGAGUGGUGGAGGGAACGAUUCCAUCCUUAAGGAGCUGUGGCACCAUUCGGAUGCCAUUAUGUGCUGCUCUAUGAAGGCAGCGUCGGAUUUCACGUUUGCAAACCAGGCCGGCGUAGACAUGCUGGAGACGACCCUCGUUGCGCUUCAAGACAUCUCUCUGGAGAAAAUAUUCGAUGAUCAUGGGCGCAAGAACAUCUGCUCCGAGUUCCCACAGAUAAUGAAUCAGGGUUUCGCCACUCUCCCGGGAGGCAUCUGUUUGUCGAGCAUGGGCAGGCCCGUCUCGUACGAGAGAGCUGUCGCGUGGAAAGUCCUGAACGACGAUGAAAAUGCUCAUUGCAUCUGCUUUAUGUUCGUGAACUGGUCGUUUGUUUGAAGUAGCUGGAGAUGUUCGUUUGAAUGAUUAACAGCACCAGUAACUAUGUUGUCUUGAUCAUGUCUUGUUUCUAUUGCAGGAAAAUUGAUGUUUGUAUUUUGCUUAGAUACUAGUUUUUUCCUUUUUGGGGUUGAUGCAGUUGUUUAUGAAUGAUGACUGGUUUGGAACCUUACUUCUUUUAGUAAAUAUUAGACCUCCUUUGAACA
Messenger RNA from Salvia hispanica, 3408 nucleotides. Its product is annotated as homeobox-leucine zipper protein ATHB-15-like. Gene Ontology annotation, molecular function: lipid binding; DNA binding; DNA-binding transcription factor activity. Lineage: Eukaryota; Viridiplantae; Streptophyta; Magnoliopsida; Lamiales; Lamiaceae. The record is from RefSeq and is a predicted model, not a curated record.